GGAAAUAUACCGGUAUUCAUCUAACCGUCGACGUUUCAUAUCUCACCACCACUUCUUUAUCUCUCUCUUUGACUUUGGCUCUCGGUAUCUUACUGUGCUCGUGAGUCGUGACGGUUCGGCUGAUAACAAUAAGGCUUCGUAGAUUGCUCCUUCUUUUGUAGAAGUCUCACCAUCUCUGAUCCUCUUUUUUUUUUUUUUUUGAAUACAUCUCACGUUUGAUGGACACCGUCGCUGGAUUCUCCGAUUCGUAUGAAAUCAGCAGCACUAUCUUAUCCGCGGGACCAACGGAUAACACCACCGAAUCAUCCGUCGCUCGUCCAUCAGCAGAGCUCCCGGUGGUGGACGUAUCGGCCUUGCAACUGCUCUCCAACAACCUCGAGUCCUUGUUCGACUCGCCGGAAUCGUCCUACAGCGACGCCAAGCUGAUCCUCGCCGAUGACCGAGAACUAUCCUUCAACCGCUGCAUCCUCGCAGCGAGAAGCCCCUUCUUCAAAACCGCCUUAGCAGCCACCGCCGCCGCCGCCGCUACGAAGAAGAUCGAGCUGAAGAAAAUCGCGACGGAAUACGAAGUCGGAUUCGAUUCGGUGGCGGCCGUUAUGGCCUACGUUUACACCGGGAGAGCGAGGCCGCCGCCGAAGGGAGUUUCGAAUUGCGCAGACGAGGAUUGCUGCCACGUGUCCUGCCGUCCAGCGGUUGAUUUCAUGGUGGAGGUUCUCUACUUGUCUUUCGUCUUCCAGAUUCCGGAGUUAGUUACAAUGUAUCAGAGGCAUUUAAUGGAUGUUGUAGACAAAGUUAUCAUAGAGGAUACAUUAAUUAUACUCAAGCUCUCCAGCAUCUGUGGUCAAGAAAAGCUAUUUGAUAAAUGCACAGAGAUCAUUGUGAAGUCAAACCUAGAUAUAGUUACUCUCAACAAGUCACUGCCGCAGGGGAUUGUGAAGCAAGUAAUUGAUAUCCGUAAAGAGCUUGGUUUGGUGGAGGUACCUGAACCUGACAAACACGUCUCGAAUAUUCACAAGGCGCUCGAGUCCCAUGAUCUCGCGCUUGUCGGUAUGCUUUUGAAAGAAGGCCGCACGAGUCUAGAUGACGCGUGUGCUCUCCAUUUUGCCGUCGAGUACUGCGCUGUGGAGACUGCUACUGAGCUUCUGAAACUCGGGCUUGCGGACGUUAACCGUAGGAAUCAGAGGGGGUACACGGUGCUUCACGUUGCGGCGAUGCGGAAGGAGCCGAGUUUGAUAGCGUUUCUGUUGACAAAAGGGGCGAAUGCGUCGGAGAUGGGUUUGGAUGGUAGGACUGCUCUCUUGAUUGCGAAGCAAGUCACCAAGGCGGCUGAGUAUAAUUGUGUUCUGGAGCGAGGCAAGGAUUCUCCCAAAGGCCGACUGUGUGUAGAGAUACUAGAGCAACCAGAGAGACUAGAUCCGUUGCCUGCAGACGUGUCUCCCUCUCUUGCACUGGUUGCUGAUAAUGAGCUGAAGAUAAGGUUGAUUGAUUUUGAAAACAGAGUUCAAAUGGCUCGAUGUUUCUUUCCAAAGGAAGCACAACUUGCUAUGUCAAUCGCGGAGACGAAGGGAACAAGCGAGUUUAUCGUGGAUAGCCAAGAGCCUGACGGCACUGGUGCAAAGAGGUCAGCACCAGACCAAUACAUGGCACCUUUCGUAUUCCAAGAAAAGCAUCGGAGUAGACUAGAAGCGCUUUCAAAAACUGUGGAAUACGGGAGACGCUUCUUCCCACGCUGUGCGGCAUUGCUCGAUAAGAUUGCGGACUGUGAGACCUUGACUAUACUUGCUUUCCUAGAGAAAGACACCCCUGAGAACCGACUAGUGAAGAGGCAAAAGUACAUGGAAAUACAGGAGAGUCUGCAAAUGGCCUUUAAUGAAGACAAUGAGGAACAACUUGGGAAGUCGUCUCGGUCAGGUUCCUCUUCUUCCACAUCGAAGUCAACAAAGAGGUCUAAUGGUAAACCCUCUCACCCACGUCGUCGGUGACACUAUUUGUUGGGGUAAUAUUUGGUGACUAAUAUAUUUCAAUUCUUAAGAGUCUCUGUCUAUAGUUGGCUCAGUCGUAUAUAUUCGAACUGCAGGCGUGUUUCAAACAAAUGCUGUAAUAUACAUUUGUACAUUGACAAAAAAACAUGAUAGUAUUACAGAGUUACCAAGAAUCAAAGUGCGAUUAGAUGAAGAA
Messenger RNA from Raphanus sativus (radish), 2178 nucleotides. Its product is annotated as regulatory protein NPR1. Gene Ontology annotation, molecular function: protein binding. The transcript has 4 exons. Gene Ontology annotation, biological process: defense response to fungus; systemic acquired resistance, salicylic acid mediated signaling pathway; defense response to bacterium. Bases 219 to 1982 code for a protein of 587 amino acids. NCBI's taxonomy places the organism in Eukaryota, Viridiplantae, Streptophyta, Magnoliopsida, Brassicales, Brassicaceae. Gene Ontology annotation, cellular component: cytoplasm; nucleus. The record is from RefSeq and is a predicted model, not a curated record.